AUGAAGGAUAAAUUGGCAGCUUUAAAGCAAUUUCGUCAUGAUCGUAAUGAAUAUCUCAACGGUGACGAAGAAGAAUACGGAUAUAUGGAUGAAUUUUUCGAGCAGGUAGAGGAAAUUCGUCAAGGGAUUGAAAAGAUUACCUACAACGUAGAGCAGGCAAAUAAGACUCAAAUAAUUAUAUUGACCGAUCCUAGAAUGGAAAAAGAGGCAGAAGGUCGAUUAAUAGAUCUAACGUCAGAAAUAAAAAGGUUCGCGAACCGUAUUAAAGCCAGACUCAAAGUAAUGGAGCAAGAUAUACAACAACAAGAAACUAUGGAUGGACUUUCAGCUGACGUUCGAAUAAAAAAAAGUCAAUGUACUGCGCUAUCUAAAAACUACAUCGACGUUAUGAGCGAAUAUAAUAUGCAACAAAUAGAAUACAAGGAAAAAUGUAAAGCGCGACUAGAAACUCAACUAAAGAUAACUCAGCAAAAAGUUAGUGAAGAAGACAUCGACGAAAUGUUGGAAAGUGGUGGUCCAGCACCCCGAAUAUUUACAUCAGGCCUCAUGAUUGACUCCGCGGAAGCAAAGAGAACUUUAUCAUUAAUUGAAUCCCGCCACAAAGAGAUAAUGAAAUUAGAGAAGAAUCUAUCGGAUCUAGCAGAGUUAUUUCAGGAUAUGGGACAACUAAUUAGCGUCCAGGGAGAAAUGAUAGAUCGAAUUGAAUAUAAUGUUGCCCAAACAACAGAUUAUGUCGAGAGAGCUAAAGAAGAUACCAAAAAAGCAACUAAGUAUCAAAGUAAAGCUCGGCGGAAAAAAGUUAUCAUUAUAGUAUGUAUUAUCAUCUUAGCUUUGGUAAUUGCGGGAGUUUUUGGCGGAAUUUUUGGAUCAAGGGGCGUUUAG
Messenger RNA from Trichoplax adhaerens, 882 nucleotides. Its product is annotated as syntaxin 1.2. NCBI's taxonomy places the organism in Eukaryota, Metazoa, Placozoa, Uniplacotomia, Trichoplacea, Trichoplacidae. The transcript has 11 exons. Gene Ontology annotation, molecular function: SNARE binding; SNAP receptor activity. The coding region runs from base 1 to 882 and encodes 293 amino acids. The record is from RefSeq and is a predicted model, not a curated record. Gene Ontology annotation, cellular component: endomembrane system; SNARE complex; plasma membrane. Gene Ontology annotation, biological process: vesicle fusion; intracellular protein transport; exocytosis.